Messenger RNA from Cornus florida, 2279 nucleotides. RefSeq names its product pentatricopeptide repeat-containing protein At2g01860. The record is from RefSeq and is a predicted model, not a curated record. Gene Ontology annotation, molecular function: protein binding. NCBI's taxonomy places the organism in Eukaryota, Viridiplantae, Streptophyta, Magnoliopsida, Cornales, Cornaceae. Bases 453 to 2039 code for a protein of 528 amino acids. The transcript has a single exon.
CAAAUACUUGAAAUAAAAUGAAUUGAGUUAGAAUAACAAUGGAAGGUGUCAUAUCAAGGUAAGGUUUUUUGGUUACUGGUCCUACCUCUGCACCGUAUCACACAUUGGCCCUGUUUUUGUUUCGGACGAAAAAUUCCUUUCCUUUACCGUAAAAACGGUAGUGUUUGUUUGAUCUCACUCAACAAAAGGAAGAGAGAGAGAGAGAGAGAGUGAGUGUGUGUGUGUGUGUGUGAGAGAGAGAGAGAGAGACUCAGUUCCUUGAUAGUCCCAAUCGUUUUUCCGUAAUAGCGUACAUAUCCAUCCUCUAUGUUCAUGCCCACCAGUUGUUUGUUGAAAUUCCCACGCCAGCUCGAUUGCCUUCCAAUUCCUUCCGAGAAACAUAUUGCUCUCUCAUGUAAUACAAAAUCUCAGCAACCUCACAUUUGAAUUCCUCAAUCAUCCAAAAUUGAGACAUGGAGAGCUUAAUUUCAUCCCGUUGUCUGCUUCCUGUCUCAGAAAUGCAUGUUUUUCGUGGGGUCAAACGGUUCAGCAGAGCUGCAUUUGACACGCACCCAUCAAGCAUAUGUAGAAUAUUGUUGAUGGCACAAUCUAGUACCAGAAUUUACCAUCGAAAACUGCCCAAGAACCUUCGUUAUCCUCGACGCACCAAACUUCCACCAGACGUCGGGGUUAACACCUUCUUCAAAAAGGACACGCUCAAUGUCACCGAUACCACUUCACAUACAGAUUUGAUUCAAAAUGGACCACCUGAUUCUAUUGACAAGAGUCUUGGGCCUGAUGGGCAGUAUGACACUGAAACUGAGGAUAGUGAAGACGAAGAGGAACAAAAGGAAGAAGAAGAUGAUGAUACAGUUUGGGAACAAGAUGAGAUUGAAGCAAUCUCAUCUCUCUUUAGAGGAAGGAUUCCUCAAAAACCUGGAAAAUUGAGUAGGGACAGGCCUCUUCCACUCCCACUUCCGUACAAGCUUCGACCUUUGGGACUUCCCACACCGAAGAAACGAGCUUCUUCAGCUGCAAUUUCUUCUCGGCAAUCAUUAUCCAAGCAAGUAUACAAGAACCCGAGUAUUUUAAUUAAUCUGGCCAAGGAAAUUAGAAACCUUCCCUCUGAGGAAGAUGCAUCUGUUGUUCUAAAGAAGUGGGUUCCAUUCCUGCGAAAGGGGUCCUUAUCAUUGACAAUCCGGGAGUUAGGACACAUGGGUCUUCCAGACCGUGCUCUGCAGACGUUCUCCUGGGCUCAGAAGCAACCUCAACUAUUCCCGGAUGAUCGGAUUCUGGCUUCAACUGUUGAGGUCUUAGCAAGGACUCGUGAGUUAAAAUUGCCAUUCGACCUUGAGAAGUUCACGAGCUUGGCUAGUCGGACUGUGAUUGAGGCAAUGAUAAGGGGGUUCAUUAAAGGAGGAAGCUUCAAACUUGCCUGGAGGCUUCUUCUACUUGCCAAGGAUGGUAAAAGAAUGUUGGGUUCCAGCAUAUAUGCUAAAUUUAUACUAGAACUAGGAAAGAACACAGAUAAGGAGAUGCUGGUAUUGACCUUAUUAGAAGAACUCGGAGAAAGAGAAGAUCUGAAUUUAAGCCAGCAGGACUGUACAUCUAUCAUGAAAGUCUGUGUAAAGCUUGGGAAAUUUGAAAUAGCGGAGAGUCUUUUUAACUGGUUCAAACAAUCCGGGGAUGGUCCAAGUGUGGUUAUGUACACUACCAUGAUUCAUAGCCAUUAUUCAGCGAAUAAAUACAGGGAGGCAUUGACACUGGUCUGGGAAAUGGAAGGUUCAAAUUGUCUAUUUGAUCUUCCUGCUUAUCGCGUGGUAAUAAAGCUUUUAGUUGCUUUGAAUGAUCUCCCAAGGACUGUUAGAUAUUUCUCCAAACUUAAGGAGGCAGGUCUCACUCCAACAUAUGACAUUUACCGGGACUUGUUCACGAUCUACAAGGUCUCUGGGAGAGUGUCGAAGUGUAAAGAGGUAUGCAGGGAGGCCGAAAUGGCAGGUUUCAUAUUGGAUAAGCAAAUGAGGUCAGAGUUGUUGCAACUUCAACGUAAAUCAGGUUAGGGGUUUCAGAUAACUAGUUAAAUGUAAUUAUCGAUUACAUGUGAUUUUUAUUUUUGAAUGUAUUUGGUGUCCAAAAAGUUUUCUUGGUGGUUUCUGGGUGCAGUAAAUCUCACACCUUAUGCUCAUAUACCCGAUUUUAUAGUCGUCUGUUGGAUCCUUGAUUCCGGUGUUACCACCGAUAGCUCAGAUUCUUCUGGUAUUCAUGUUUAUGACAUAAUAUAUGUAAUCACUGUUUUCAUU